GUCCAGCUGGAUGCAGCACACUCCGACGGGGGGAGCCCCGGAACCGAGCCCACAGUAUUCCCCGCGUCUACUUGUUGAUUCCGCCGACGAGGGCGUCUGUUUAAAAAGAGAGAGGAAGGGAGGAGAAGGUGGCAACAUUUGCAUCAUGUCUCCACGCUGCUCAUGAUGCCUUCUUCACAUCCGAGCCCAGCGCAGCAGAUCCGGACGGGUUCGCCACCUUUACGCGCAGGUCUGAUGUGAAAUGAAGUCGCCGCACGUCCGUGGCGUGAUCCGGGCUGCACGGGAGACACCCACGGGAAUAGAGUGCGGACCCCGAUGAGGUCGCCCCAAAGGACCAGGUCUCGUUAACCCCCGUCUCGUCAUGACUGACUGAGCGACUGGAGCGAAGAUGAUCAAAGCGGCAUCGAGGUCGGCCGGCGCGCAGCCGCCGGACGCGGAGGACAUCAUCCGAAGCAAGCACACCCACCGGGUGAGGCUCAACGUCGGGGGUCUCCUCCACGAGGUCCUGUGGAGGACGCUGGACCGGCUGCCCCGCACGAGACUGGGCAAGCUGCGGGACUGCAACACCCACGACUCCAUCAUGGAGCUAUGCGACGACUACAGCUUGGACAGCAACGAGUACUUCUUCGACAGACACCCCGGCGCCUUCACGUCCAUCCUGAACUUCUACCGCACGGGGAAGCUGCACAUGAUGGAGGAGAUGUGCGCCCUGUCCUUCAGUCAAGAGCUGGACUUCUGGGGCAUCGACGAGAUCUACCUGGAAUCCUGCUGCCAGGCCAGGUACCACCAGAAGAAGGAGCAGAUGAACGAGGAGCUCAAACGGGAGGCGGAGAACAUGAGGGAGCGGGAAGGCGAGGAGUUUACCACGACGUGCUGCUCGGAGAAGAGGAAGAAACUUUGGGACCUCCUGGAGAAGCCCAGCUCAUCUUUCGCUGCUAAGAUCCUGGCGAUUAUCUCCAUCCUCUUCAUCGUGCUGUCCACCAUCGCCUUGUCCCUGAACACGCUGCCAGAGCUGCAGGACACCGAUGAGUUUGGUCAAGCCACAGACAAUCCUCAGCUGGCCCACGUGGAGGCCAUCUGCAUUGCCUGGUUCACCAUGGAGUACCUGCUCCGCUUCCUCUCCUCCCCCAACAAAUGGAAGUUCUUCAAGGGUCCCCUGAACAUCAUCGACCUGCUGGCCAUCCUGCCCUACUACGUCACCAUCUUCCUGACAGAAUCCAAUAAAAGCGUGCUGCAGUUCCAGAAUGUCCGACGCGUGGUGCAGAUUUUCCGGAUCAUGCGCAUCCUGCGUAUUUUGAAGCUGGCUCGGCACUCCACGGGUCUUCAGUCGUUGGGCUUCACACUCCGCAGGAGCUACAACGAGCUGGGCCUGCUGAUCCUUUUCCUGGCCAUGGGUAUUAUGAUCUUCUCCAGUCUUGUGUUCUUCGCUGAGAAGGAUGAAGAGGACACCAAGUUCAAAAGCAUCCCUGCCUCCUUCUGGUGGGCUACGAUUACAAUGACCACAGUAGGAUAUGGAGAUAUUUAUCCCAAAACGUUACUGGGAAAGAUAGUAGGGGGGUUGUGCUGUAUUGCUGGUGUGUUGGUGAUUGCCCUGCCGAUCCCCAUCAUUGUCAACAACUUCUCGGAGUUCUACAAAGAACAAAAGAGGCAGGAGAAAGCCAUCAAAAGGAGGGAGGCCCUGGAGAGGGCCAAGAGAAAUGGCAGCAUUAUCUCCAUGAACAUGAAGGACGCCUUUGGCCGCAGCGUAGAGCUCAUCGACAUCAUGGUGGAAAAAACAGAUGACAGAGAGGGUAAAAAGGUUCAAGUGAAUCAUGUAUCCCAUAGCCCGCAGAAAGGGAAGCCCCAAGCCAAGGCAGAAAGGAGUCCCAGUAGCACCAAGCACAACCUGGAAUCAGGUCACCAGGAGCAAGCGAAGCCUUCGGGAAGCCCUCAACAUCUCAGUGCUCAGACUCUGGAGGAGAUGUACGACACCAUGGCCAAGACUCAGUCCCAGACGGACCUGAACAGCAAGGAAAAGGUGCCGCUGUCUAAUGCCGGCAGGCACAGAGCGGAAUUUGAGAUGGGAGCCAUCUCGGACGUGAGGUGCAUGUCCAGCAUCGACAGCUUCAUCAGCUGCGCCACCGACUUUCCAGACAGCUCCCGUUUCAACAUUCUCGGCGGGGUCAGCACAAACCCCGGCCUGGAACCCACCUUGGAAAUUGAGAAUGAAGGGAGUGCAACACCCCUGACAGGAAGGGGCCCCAAGGAUCUACAUCGUAACAAUCCACUCAAGGGCCCCUCGGUCAGGGUUAGUUUCAGAGGAGGGCGGGAAUCAGGGGUGGGGGCGCGCUCAGAUGGCUCCUCAGUCCAAAGCCCAGAGGUGUCGGUCUACACGACUGCAAGCAGCAGGACGCCCAGCAAGAGUCCAGAGAACUUACCUCCACACAUCUUCACGUUCCAUGACGCUUCCAUCCACAAAUUCAUCGACGCCGACACGGACGAGGAGGAGCACCUGCACGACGGAUCAGUCAUCAGCCCGGCACAGAGACUCCUGGACAGGACCAAUCCAAGAUGUGGCCAUCAGGGAGCCAACCACAUGGAGGGCCUCCCAAGGAAGCUGGGAAAUAAUAGCGCAUGGAAGCGAGACGGGCAGGAGAACCACAUGGCUGAAGUACGGCCACUUCAGGGAGACAAGAGUCAUUCAAAAACGUAAACUUGACAAGAGUGAGUGCCCACAAGAAAAAGACAAUGAGAAGCACAGUGAACUCUGAUAAACAUGAAUAUGACUGACAUUUCAAACAUUUGAAUAUUCAGAAGAUACAGCACAACAUAUCCCGUGAAAAGACUUGUUUUAAUGUUACUUACUGCUUACUUCUGCAUCCACUCAUUUAGCUGAAAUCCACUCUGUUUUUAGGAGAAUUUAGUAGGAUUUUGUAUGAAAAAUAAUGCACUGGAAUUAUCAGAUGACUGACAAUUUCGGGAUUACUUUAGAAAUCUGGUUUUAUUCAAUUACAGUGGUGUCUUGACUUAGGAGUGACCUGAGUUACAGGUUUUUCCAAAUACAAGCCAUCGCUCUGCCUAUUUUUUGUCUUGACUUGUGAUGAAAAAAAUUUGCAGCAAACUCAACUCAACUAAACUGCAAGCAGCAGUUUGGAAGACUGAAAAAAAAGAACAUUGAAAAGUUUACUGUCAAACUAAACAGAGAGAAUACAUGUGUAUUUAAAACAACCACACAACUUUGCCUUUGGGGAACGAAUAGCAUCAAUAGUUGCAGUAUUAUAACCUUUAAGGAACGGAUAUUUGAACACAAAGGGUGCAGAAACACAUAGACAAUACAAAAAUAUGCACAGCCAUAUAUUCUUUAUCUUCUCAAAAACAUGACGAUUAUUAUAGCAUCUUACUGAGUCAGUGUAAAACUCUUCUUGAUGUCAUUUAUGUCUGCACUAUACUGCCUCCUGGUGGCCAAGGUGCACACACCAGAAGGAGUGAGAUGUGUGGCUGGAACAGAUUUGUGGCAUUAAGUGCUUUGAGUUACAAGCGUGGUCAUGAAACACGCUCUUAAGUCAAGGUAACACUGUAUUUGAUUUAAUACAUACAUAAUUAAUACAUUUUAAAAAUUGUGUUAAUGUCAAUUUUUUUUAAAAUGCCUCUGUGUUAGGCAGAAAAUGCAUACUAAAAACUCAAAUGAAACAGUGCGUAGCGUUUUCUACCAUUUUUCCACUAAAUUCUCUUGAGAACAUCUGAAAUGCUCAUUUGAACAUUUUUACUAUUUGUACUGUUGCUUCAACCCAGAUCUUCAUCUAACAAUUAAUUAAAAGACGUUUAAAGACAAAACCCUUUAUUCUGAAAUUCCAGAGAAUCCCUUUAAAAUAUAAAAGGCAUUUCAAUCACAAGCAAACCUGAGAGCAUUGAAACAUGACAUCUUCAGCUGAUUGCUGUUCAACGAAAAGGAUGUACAGUGAACCCCAAAUUUAUUCAUAUUCUUGUGAGAUUUGGAGGUAAAGUACAACCCCAAUUCCUAUGAAGUUGGGACGUUGUGUUAAACAUAAAUAAAAACAGAAAACAAUGAUUUGCAAAUCAUGUUCAACCUAUAUUUAAUUGAAUACACUACAAAGACAAGAUAUUUAAUGUUCAAACUGGUAAACUUGAUUGUUUUUAGCAAAAUAAUCAUUAACUUGGAAUUUUAUGGCUGCAACACGUUCCAAAAAAGCUGGGACAGGUGGCUAAAAGACUGAGAAAGUUGAAGAAUGCUCAUCAAACACCUGUUUGGAACAUCCCACAGGCGAACAAGCUAAUUGGGAACAGGUGGGUGCCAUGAUUGGCUAAAAAAGGAGCUUCCCUGAAUUAAUUCACAAGCAAAGAUGGGGCGAGGUUCACCUCUUUGCGAACAAGUGCGUGAGAAAAUAGUCGAACAGUUUAAGGACAAUGUUCCUCAAUGUACAAUUGCAAGGAAUUUAGGAAUUUCAUCAUCUACGGUCCAUAAUAUCAUCAAAAGGUUCAGAGAAUCAGGAGAAAUCACUGCAUGUAAGCCGCAACGUCGAAAACCAACAUUGAAUACCCGUGACCUUCGAUCCCUCAGGCCGGCACUGCAUCAAAAACCGACAUCAAUGUGUAAAGGAUAUCGCCACAUGGGGUCAGGAGCAUUUCAGAAAACCAACGUCAGUAAAUACAGUUCGGCACUACAUCCGUUACGCCGCCGGCUUCUCUGGGCCCGAGCUCAUCUAAGAUGGACUGAUGCAAAGUGGAAAAGUGUUCUGUGGUCCGACGAGUCCACAUUUCAAAUAGUUUCUGGACAUUGUGGACGUAGUGUCCUCCGGACCAAAGAGGAAAGGAUCCAUCCGGACUGUUAUGGAAGCAAGGUUCAAAAGCCAGCUUCCGUGAUGGUAUGGGGCUGUGUUAGUGCCAAUGGCAUGGGAAACCUACACAUCUGUGAAGGCCCCAUUGAUGCUGAAAGGUACAUACAGGUUUUGGAGAAACAUAUGCUGCCAUCCAAGCAACGUCAUUUUCAUGGACGCCCCUGCUUAUUUCAGCAAGACCAUGCCGAAACACAUUCUGCACGUGUUACAACAGCGUGGCUUUGUAGUAAAAGAGUGCGGGUACUAGACUGGCCUGCCUGCAGUCCAGACCUGUCUCCCAUUGAAUAUG
Molecule: messenger RNA, 5124 nt
Organism: Phycodurus eques (leafy seadragon)
Lineage: Eukaryota; Metazoa; Chordata; Actinopteri; Syngnathiformes; Syngnathidae
Product: potassium voltage-gated channel subfamily B member 1-like
Exons: 3
Coding region: 389-2692 (767 amino acids)
Biological process (GO): protein homooligomerization; potassium ion transmembrane transport
Cellular component (GO): voltage-gated potassium channel complex; membrane
Molecular function (GO): protein binding; delayed rectifier potassium channel activity
Source: RefSeq, a predicted model, not a curated record